GAUAUCCGACGGCGAGCACCCGGAAAUCCUGACGCUCGGGCCGGACACGGUGGCGAGUCUGGCGACAGAUGGCUCGGAGUAUAACGCGUCCUCGGGAGCAGCGAUUAACGGGGAGGACGAGCUGGCGGAACUCGUGCGGCUGUCCGAGUUGCUCGGGACGAACGGCACCAACGAGACAACGGAGGAGCGGGAAGCCGAGGUCGUCGUGGUCAGGGCCGAGCAAAAGAGGCCCGGGGAUGCCGAGCAGAAGCGGACCGAGCCUCGAGAGGUCCACCUCGAGACAGAGGAUCAGCAGAGAGAAUGGCCCAAGAGCCCGACUACCGCGCCGGAAUUGAACGACAGCGCAGCCAGGGCGCAGCUGACCGGAAGCGCCGACGACAGCACGGCUGCCAUCCUCGACAGCCUCGUUACAACGGGCCCAGGCAGCAGCGAGCCUCACGAGGAUAUGCCCUCGUUCAACGAGUGGGCCCAGAAACGCCUCGUCGAGGAAGCCGAGAAGAAAAAGACACACCCGAACGCAUCGGUGCAAACGGCAAAUGGUGUGCCGGUCCGCGGCCUCGGGGGUAUACGGAUGCGAUCGAAAAACUACGCGUCACCGGACUGCGGGGCCAAGGUCGUGGCUGCCACUCCGGAGUCCAGUAACGCGCGCAACAUCCUCGUUUCGUCGCGCGACGAGUACAUGCUGAACGCGUGCACGACGCGCGUCUGGUUCGCCGUCGAGCUCUGCGAGGCCAUACAGGCAAGGAAAAUCGACCUCG
Copidosoma floridanum is the source of this 758-nucleotide messenger RNA. RefSeq names its product SUN domain-containing ossification factor. Gene Ontology annotation, biological process: protein folding in endoplasmic reticulum. NCBI's taxonomy places the organism in Eukaryota, Metazoa, Arthropoda, Insecta, Hymenoptera, Encyrtidae. Gene Ontology annotation, cellular component: cytoplasm; membrane. The record is from RefSeq and is a predicted model, not a curated record.